Messenger RNA from Puccinia triticina, 747 nucleotides. RefSeq lists its product as uncharacterized. The record is from RefSeq and is a predicted model, not a curated record. Lineage: Eukaryota; Fungi; Basidiomycota; Pucciniomycetes; Pucciniales; Pucciniaceae. Bases 1 to 747 code for a protein of 248 amino acids. The transcript is spliced from 2 exons.
AUGGAUUGUCUGCGCCGGGGCUGCAUCAGCCACCGCCGUGCUGCUCGAGUGAACAUCGUCACCUCCCCGUCGACCAGCGCCGGGGCCGCGGAGACAUUGCCAUCAUCUGUUCAGCCGAUUGGGAACAACGGGGUUCAUGAUCUGGUGCACACCCCCUUGCCCGGGGUGCUUCUCGGCGCUGCACUCCUCGUAUCCUCGAGGCGGCUUGGAUCUCCUGAAAUAGGACAACGGUUAUCGGCGACCAUUAAAGACUUGCCGGACCAUCGCAGUGUUCAAUCCCGUGCCCAGUCGCAAUCUCGUUCGAAACACACCUGGAGAAUGAAACACCGCCCCGUCGCGUACAUCGUCUGCCUGACAGUUCUGCUGGCCGACUGGUGCGUGGGCACGAUUCUGGACUGCGCCGCCUGCGGCCACCGCACGGCCCACGAGAUCCCCGGCGUGCAAUUCGAAGCCCCCUGCGGGAAACUGCUCCUGCCUGAACGCAAGAUCUGCAAGAACCUGCGCAGGAAGAAGUUCCUCCGCUGCCACAGGUCCGAGUGUCUCCAAUACUCCCGCCUCAAUGCCGGCUGGCAAAAUACGUGCAGACAUUACUUCAAGGAGCACAUUGUGCCCCCGUUCAAUAACCCUACCGUCGUCAAACCCGCGGUCUCCAAGAAGAAGCAGCCUGCCGUGCCGCCCCCUGCGUCUGCAGUAGAUGGGCCCAGCCCUAGCGAGCCCAGGAAGAAGAUGAAAGCACAGAUUGAGUAG